Suillus subaureus is the source of this 614-nucleotide messenger RNA. RefSeq lists its product as uncharacterized. Lineage: Eukaryota; Fungi; Basidiomycota; Agaricomycetes; Boletales; Suillaceae. The transcript has 2 exons. The coding region runs from base 17 to 364 and encodes 115 amino acids. The record is from RefSeq and is a predicted model, not a curated record.
UGAUUUACGUUGGAAUAUGACCACCCAGACUUUCAUAGCCCGAAAAGCUGCCUGCCGCACCAAGAAAGACGCUACUGCAGUCAUCUUGGCUGUUUUUUUUAAUCGGCAUACUGUCUUUUGUACUCUUUGUAAUUCAACCUACCACGAGGCCGCAUCGCCAACGCGCCCUAGCUUCUUUCAAACGUGCACUACCAAUGUGUUCGUUCCCCGGAUGAUCAUCGAUCAUACAUAUGUUCUGCUUGCACUAUUUAGGCUACACUUUUUCCACAAACACUUUCACUUCCGCCAUGUUCAAGACUGGGAGAACUGGAUUGGGGGGCGUGUCAAUCGCUACGAAGACAUAAGUCCUGAUCCCUGUCAGUAAUGUCGCAGUAUUACCCAUUCGUUAUAGAUAAAAUUUAUGCCCGUCGGCAACGAAGGUUUGUUUUUGGUUCGGGCAUGCAGCUGUCGGCAGGACUUUUGGACUGUUCAGCUUCAUUGUGAUGUUCUUAGAGAUCCGAACCAUAAUAAAGGUAUAGAAGUCUUGCCUUGAAUAGAGGCAGCACGAUCGCAAUAAAAAUGAAUGUGAAAGCUUGUUAUCAUGAUCUAACCCAUACAUGUGGACUCAUUCUUAC